AUGGAAAAAUCCAUGGUGGGCGAAGAAUCGUCGGAGGAAAGCGAACCGGCUCAGGACGAAAAAAGAUUUGGCUAUGCAUUGGAGCUGCCGUACUCAAAACAAAACUUUAAUUUCAAAUCCAGAGUAACACGCAUCGGACGAGAUCUUAUUUUAAUUGGAGUGAUCGUAUGUCUGCUGCGAACUGGCUAUGUAUCGCAAUGGGUGGCCAGCUACAUGACACAAACCAAGGAAGUAAGUCAUGUUUAAAUUAAACAUGAAUGUUGUAGAGGGUACUUUACACUUUACCGUACCGCAAGUUGAUGGCGUGUGUGCUGACGGUUUUUCCGUUCUUUGAUUGGCGUGUUUUGAUGGCGUAUGUAUUCAGUGAUUACUCCGGCGCGGUAAAGUGUAAAAUUUGAAAAUUUCCGUUGUAGAGCAUAAAGAGAAGAGUUAUAACUGCCAGUGUUUUAGACUAAGGCCGCGUUUACACGGUAAACCUACGACUAGCACUCCGUGAAAAAUUCACUACGUUUAUUAGUAUUGUGUUCACACUAUAACAGAAGGCCCGUUUACACUUUCAAUUUUUAGCUGCGAUUUUAGGUGCGAUUUUCUUCUUCUGAUGUAUGUGAACGAGUGGAUGAGUUAUAAAUGUUCAGAUGAGGAUACACAUACUCAAAACAUUCAUUUCUCAUCCACUCGUUCACAUGCAUUAGAAGACGAAAAUUGCACUAGAAAUCGCAGCGAAAAUAGCAAGUGUAAACGGGCCUAUAGACUCUAGAGUGGCUUGUCGUAGCGUAGUAGCGCACCAACUGCGGACCACCACGCGUGACACUCCAGAUGCAAAUCAAUACGCAACCUCGUACGCAACGGUAAAUUUGCCGUAGUGUCAUAGUGUAAACACGGCCUAAUAGACUGUACUGUCUACUGCUCUGCUGCCCCAAUGGCCUCGUUUUCAUGUAGUUAUUUGUUCGUGUUUCAUGCACAGUAGGGUAAAGGAUAGGUUCGCGAUUGGGCUCAAGAUUCAUGUGCGCCUACCAUGCUAGGACGGACGUACGGUAAUGGCUAAGAUGGAGGUUUUCAAGAUAGUUCAAAGUUUCAAAGUUUGCUUUAGUUAAGGGUUAAUUAAUGCUAGGGUUAGGAUUGAGGUUAGGUUUAGAGGUAAUGUUUGGAGUAUGGUGUAGAACCUAGUACUAUCAAAACUGCCUGGCUUUUAAUUCUUUUGCGUUUCAAAAAUAGCCGCCAUGUUGAAAGCCUCCCUCUCGCCCAUUCAGCAACCCACCUAGACGUGACGUCAUCUUUAAAAUGUGACUGCUUGCGAAACUCAUUGAUUAUUCAUGAAUUUUACAAGGUCCAGAGAGGUUGGAUUAAAAGCUGGUUCACUCGCGAAACCCAACAAGAGCAAAACACGCUGUUUAGCAAGUUCAAAUCACGUUUGCCGUCAGUGUCAACAGGGCUUCCUGGACUUGGAUAUGUGGUGGAAUCAGGCUUUUGGACCGCUAGGAUUUUGAAAAGUUUCACACAAAAUUCCAUUGGCUGGCUAACAAUCGUUGAAGAUCAUCUCCCGGAUGUUGGCGUAUCCUUGUUCGUGAUUGGUGGAUUCUUGUUCUUGUUGGGAUCCACCCUGAUACUGAGGCAUAAUUGGGUGUCGUCUCUGGCGAUCACCAACUGCACUCGGUGUUGGGCUGAUGCAAAUAAAUCCAAGAUGGCGGAUCUCCGGGAAGAAACACUAGCCAAAAGAGAUGUCGAACUUGCUGUACCAAUAUUCAAAUUCGUCAAAGUAUUCCCAUACCACAAAAGAUUUUCUGGAACAACGGAUUUUUCUCUGAAUUCUGUGAAAAUGAAAUUGAUUAUUCAGUUCAAUCGAGCUACACAAACUGCCUGA
Messenger RNA from Paramuricea clavata, 1861 nucleotides. Lineage: Eukaryota; Metazoa; Cnidaria; Anthozoa; Malacalcyonacea; Plexauridae. The record is from the annotation of a GenBank genome assembly.